Danio aesculapii is the source of this 1557-nucleotide messenger RNA. RefSeq names its product BTB (POZ) domain containing 17a (gene btbd17a). The record is from RefSeq and is a predicted model, not a curated record. The coding region runs from base 1 to 1461 and encodes 486 amino acids. Gene Ontology annotation, molecular function: protein binding. The transcript is spliced from 3 exons. NCBI's taxonomy places the organism in Eukaryota, Metazoa, Chordata, Actinopteri, Cypriniformes, Danionidae.
AUGGCUUGUGUUAGGAAGAAUGAGCUUGUCUUCGUUUACCUGUUCUUCUUGAUGUUGGUCGCCGGGUCUCUUUUGCGACCUGUUCAAGGAGGAUUGAGGGCAGAAGGACUGGUUGAUGGCUCCGCAGAAGUGAUCAGUCACUCUCAGGGUCUGGUUGCUCGGCUGGAGGGUCUCCUCUUGCUGGGGAAUAACAGUGACAUUUCCCUGCGUGUGGAGACAGUGGAUGCGGAUGAGGUGAAGGUGAUCCAAGCCCACACGCUGGUGCUUUCAAUGCAGAGCCGAGUGUUUGAGGAGAUGCUGAGAAAGCGCAACAGCAGCACACUUGUGUUGCAGGAAACGGCUGAAUGCACUGCUGUGUUUGACAAGUUCAUCAGAUAUCUCUACUGCGGUGAGCUCUCCUUACAGUUAGACCAGGCCACGCCACUGCACAGUCUGGCCACCAAAUACGCCAUCUCUGGCCUCCAGGAAGGACUGACCCAGUACAUGAGCCAAAACCUGGCCAGUGACUCUCCCACCGGACACGUGGUGGGCUGGUAUGAGUACGCCACAAAAGUGGGCGACAUGAUACUGAAAGACAACUGCCUUCAAUUUCUGUCCUGGAAUCUGUCGUCAGUUCUUCAGAGUCCAGAAUGGCCAUCGGUUAGCAUCGAAUUGCUAAUGACGCUCCUACAGCGGUCCGAUUUAGUCUUGAAACACGAACUGGAAUUGUUUGAGGCGCUCGAAACGUGGCUCACUCAAAACAACCCAGACAGCCUGACAGCAGAAAACGCCCUUCGUCUAGUGCGCUACGCCAUGAUUCCUCCACGUGAGCUUUUUCGCUUGCAACGCCAGUCACCAAUCAUGACGCGCUACCACGAAUCUGUCCGUGACCUCCUCUACAUAUCCUACCAAUUCCAUUCAGCUUCUCCACUUCAACUGGCAAAGUUUUUCGACAUGAAUUGCAGCCUCUUUGUGCCCCGCAAUUACCUCUCAUCCAUGUGGGGCUCUCAGUGGAUCAUAAACAACCCGGCACGGGAUGACCGCAGCACUAGUUUCCAAACUCAACUGGGUCCCAGUGGGUUUGACUCUAGUAAGCGGGUCACAUGGAAUGCCCUGUUUUCGCCCCGUUGGCUCCCCCUUAGCAUGCGGCCCAUGUAUACUGAACAGGGGGCAAUGCAGCCACCGCGGCCAGAUGGAGGAAGUGGCAUCGCCCGGCCAAGAAUCAUCAUCACUCCUGCGACUUCCAGCGCUGACUUUGCAGGUGUGAAUUUCCAGAAGACUGUGCUCGUCUUGACAAGGCAGAAGGGCAAGCUUGUGGUGCGGCAUAUCCUCGGUUUCCACCAAAGCACAGAGGAGGUCGGGGACUUUCUGGCUGACGCUGACCUGCAGUUUCGCACAUCCGAGUAUGUGGUGGAUGGAUCGCUUUACUUGCACAUCAUCGUGAAGCCAAUCUACCAGACUCUCAUAACCACCAAGAAAUAAUGUAACAUCAGUGCUGUAGUAGGCCCCGAUAUUAUUACAGCGAAGCUAGGAAUAAAAAAAGUUUGAAAUGUCUGAGUAGUAAAUAUGCUGUUGGGA